Messenger RNA from Oxyura jamaicensis (ruddy duck), 334 nucleotides. RefSeq names its product coiled-coil domain containing 106 (gene CCDC106). The annotation marks the transcript as partial. NCBI's taxonomy places the organism in Eukaryota, Metazoa, Chordata, Aves, Anseriformes, Anatidae. Gene Ontology annotation, cellular component: nucleoplasm. The record is from RefSeq and is a predicted model, not a curated record. The transcript has a single exon.
GCAGUGAAAGACGCGGACGGCGUCCUGUCCCGCUACAAGAAGAUCCUCACCACCUUCCAGCGCCUCAAGAGCAUGAGCCGCGCCUUCGAGCACCACCGCGUGGACCGCAACACCGUGGCGCUCACCACCCCCAUCGCCGAGCUGCUGCUGGUGGCCCCCGAGAAGUUGGCCGAGGUGGGCGAGUUCGACCCGGCCAAGGAGCGGCUCCUGGAGUACUCGCGCCGCUGCUUCCUCGCCCUCGACCCCGCCACCCUGCAGAAGGUGCAGGCGCUCAAGAAGAGCAAGCUGCUGCUGCCCAUCACCUACCGCUUCAAGCGGUGAGGGGGGGGGAGGG